Messenger RNA from Phalacrocorax carbo (great cormorant), 2207 nucleotides. The record is from RefSeq and is a predicted model, not a curated record. NCBI's taxonomy places the organism in Eukaryota, Metazoa, Chordata, Aves, Suliformes, Phalacrocoracidae.
UUCCCGGGACCGGCCAUGCUGCGGCUGGGUCCGCUCGCCGCCGCCGGACGCCUGUUGCCCGCGGGUCCCCGCCUCGAGCCGCCGCGCCCCGCCGGGGGCCGGGUGAGCUUCCUCCGGUGCUGGCCGCCUCGUCUGCCGGGGCCGGUCGGUGAUGGCCGCCCGCUAUCCCAGCAGGUGCGGGCGGCGGCGAACUCGGCCGGCGGCAGCGGCGGGCGAGGCCUGGCUCUGAAGACGCCCAAGGGCACCCGCGACCAUCCCCCCGCGCACGUCGCCCUCCGCGACCAUCUCCUCGCCGCCGUGGUGGCCUGCUUCAAGCGGCACGGGGCGGCCGCCAUUGACACCCCCGUGCUGGAGUUGCGGUUACAGACCCCACCUCUGCGUGCUCCUGUCCUGCCCAUCCCAUCUUUCCAGUGGCUCAGUAGCUGUUCUGAGAGAGCAGUGGUGUUUGCUAUGGCUACAAUGCAGGUGCCUUUUGCUCGCUAUUUGGCAAUGAACAAGAUCACCAACAUGAAGCGCUACCAUGUUGCUAAGGUGUACAGGCGGGACAACCCGGCCACGACCAGAGGCCGCUACAGGGAGUUCUACCAGUGCGAUUUUGACAUCGCCGGGCAGUGUGACCCAAUGAUUCCCGAUGCUGAGUGCCUAAAGAUCGUGCAUGAGAUCCUUAGUGACCUGCAGCUUGGGGACUUUCUCAUUAAGGUCAAUGACCGACGGAUUUUGAAUGGUGUGUUUGCCAUCUGCGGUGUCCCAGAGAGCAAGUUCAUAACUACAUGCUCUACCGUGGACAAGCUGGACAAGGUGCCUUGGGAAGAAGUGAAGAGCGAGAUGGUAGGAGAGAAGGGGCUCUCUCCCGAGGCUGCGGAUUACAUCGGGGAGUAUGUCCAGCUUCACGGUGGCCUGGACCUGAUCGAGCGGCUUCUCCAGGACCCAAAGCUGUCCCAGAACAAGCUGGCCAAGGAGGGGCUGGGGGACAUGAAGCUGCUGUUUGAGUACCUGACCCUGUUUGGCAUCACAGGGCAGAUCUCUUUUGACCUGAGCCUGGCACGGGGUCUGGACUAUUACACAGGGGUGAUCUUUGAGGCUGUCCUGCUGCAGCAGGAGAACGACCAUGUGGAGGAGCCAGUCAGUGUUGGGAGUGUGGCUGGAGGCGGUCGCUAUGACGGGCUGGUGGGGAUGUUUGACCCCAAGGGACGGAAGGUGCCCUGCGUGGGGGUCAGCAUUGGGAUUGAGCGGAUCUUCUCCAUCCUAGAGCAGAGAGUGAAGGCUUCUGGGGAGAAAGUUCGAACAACUGAGACACAAGUGCUGGUGGCUACACCUCAGAAACACUUACUUGCUGCGAGGCUGAAGCUCAUCUCUGAGCUGUGGGAUGCAGGGAUCAAGGCAGAGAUGCUGUACAAGAAGGAUCCUAAACUGCUGAAGCAGCUGCAGUAUUGUGAGGACACGGGGAUCCCCCUUGCUGCCAUUGUAGGAGAGCAAGAGCUGACAGAUGGAGUUGUCAAGCUGAGGGAUGUUGCAAGAAGAGAGGAGGUUGAUAUCCCAAGAGAAAAGCUUGUUGAUGAGAUUAGAAGAAGGCUGGAGCCCUAGGACGUCUCUGUCCAGAGCUGCUUGACUGAACUGCUGUGCAGCUGGAACACUCCAGUGCCCUCAGCCAUUCACUUCCUGAUGAAGUCUGGUCACCAUCUGCUAGCCUGAGUCUCAUCUGCCUGGGCUUAAGGCAGUGUUGACACGGGGUAUCUGCUUGGAAAGGAGCAAGUGGAUUUGAAAACUUAUGGACAAUGCAGUCACCAGAUUAACCUUCUGGUUUACUGCUCUGAAGGAUGGAUCAAGCUUGUGGGUUGUACAGCCAUUUCCAUCCACCCUAGGUGGUCACAGUGGUGGCACAGGCACAGACGGACGUGGUGUAGCUCAAACAGGAUCAGGCUGAGCUCCAGGGUUGGGGGGGGACAUCUGUGGCGUGUUGGGUGCUGGCAGGCUCAGGAGGUAGGGAGAAUGGUACUGGAAGACCAGCCCCAGCCUGCAGCCGGGCUCUCCCGUGGGGUAGGGGGCCAGGCAUGCUGGGGCUGCUGCACCGACCUGUGGGGAGCGCAGCCCCCCCCUCAGGGAGGGACACAGCAGGGGGCUGGUGCAGCUUCGCGGGCAGGCUCCGGCUGGGGGGAGCGUGCAGGAUGGCUGUACUUUAAUAUAUUAAACAAAACAAACCCCAAAAA